Molecule: messenger RNA, 684 nt
Organism: Trypanosoma grayi
Lineage: Eukaryota; Euglenozoa; Kinetoplastea; Trypanosomatida; Trypanosomatidae
Product: putative Mg transporter
Exons: 1
Coding region: 1-684 (227 amino acids)
Biological process (GO): monoatomic cation transport
Molecular function (GO): monoatomic cation transmembrane transporter activity
Source: RefSeq, a predicted model, not a curated record
AUGAUUCCAUCUGCUCAGGUUGAGCCUGAUGCACCCUUAGUGGAAGGAAUGGAAGAGGGGAUAGUCAUACAAUGCACCAAAGUGGAUGAGAUUCGGCAGGAGACAUCGUACCUCCAUCUGAAUUUUAGUGGCAUUUCAAAUGUGGUGUGCCAGAGGACAGUUGUACUUAUUGCGCUUUUACUGUUUCAGUCUCUUUCUCAGUUUAUACUUGAAAUGUACGAGGAUCUUAUAAGCAGACACGUUAUUAUUCCAAUGUUUCUGACAAUGCUUGUAGGUGCAGGUGGAAAUGCGGGGAAUCAGUCCACAGUGCGGUGCAUCACUGGUUUAGCAACUCGAGAAUUUCGUCAAGGUGACUAUUUUCUGGUCUUGCGUAAGGAGACUGUUUGUGGCCUCAUAAGCUCUUUACUGCUGACUGUGGUUGGAUUUGCUCGAGUGUACUAUUUCUACGGAGGUCAAUUCUUUUCAACGAUUGCUGUGUCCCUGUCGCUUUUUUGUAUUAUGGUGGUAUCUACGUUAUUAGGUACGACUCUGCCUUUUCUAUUCAAAUUCUCGGGUAUCAGGAAGGAGCACGCAGCACCUUGUAUCCAAGUGCUGAUGGAUAUCACCGGUGUCUUCAUCACGUGUUUCUUGUGUGCCCUUAUUAUUCCCCAAAGUGAGGCGCGUGGUGAUGACAUGUGGACCUGA